Vollenhovia emeryi is the source of this 2591-nucleotide messenger RNA. RefSeq names its product popeye domain-containing protein 3-like. The coding region runs from base 157 to 1167 and encodes 336 amino acids. The record is from RefSeq and is a predicted model, not a curated record. NCBI's taxonomy places the organism in Eukaryota, Metazoa, Arthropoda, Insecta, Hymenoptera, Formicidae. The transcript is spliced from 7 exons. Gene Ontology annotation, molecular function: cAMP binding. Gene Ontology annotation, cellular component: sarcolemma.
UGCGCCCUAAGGGAGAUCUUUCAGUAUCCGCGUGUGCGAGGGGUGAAAACACACCGAGCUCUCGACCGAGAAAUAUCACUGAACAUGAACAGUCGAUCCUCGUGCCCGUAAUAGCGUAUUUUAACACGUAACCGCGUAAUUUCUGCCUCGAGAAAAAUGAGUCCUGGAUUUGGCCACGAUCCCUUGCCGCCGUACAACAACACUGCUCCCGGGAACCCCGCGCUCUGCUUGUGGCAACAGCCCCAACACAUUUUAUUCCAGUUGGCGAACUUUUGCUUCGCACUGUCGUACUCGGCGCCGUCCUCGAAAAAGGGCAUUUUGUUCAUGCAUUCGGUGCUGAUCAUAGGUUUUAUGCUGCUGUCUGGGUGGGCUUGGCACGUGAUCUGCGCGCCGGAUAUCUUCUCCUGGAACUUUAGCUUUUUAUUGCUCAAUAUCGGCCAAUUAGUGUACAUUGUCUAUCAAAUGAGACCGAUCAGAUUCGAUCCCGAAUUGGAGGAAGCUUAUCACACGCUCUUUUAUCCCUUCAAGGUUUCACGGAUACAAUUCAAGCGAUUAGUAUCCUCAGAAUUCGCGACGAUAAUGUCCCUCCAUGCUGGCGAGGCGUACGCGAUGCAAAAUCUAACGAAAACAGAUAGAUUGGGUUUAUUGCUCACUGGGAAAGUCAACGUCUUGAACGACACUAAUUUUCUGCAUCCGAUACUGCCCUGCGAGUUUCUGGAUUCGCCGGAAUUCGAAAGCUCCCGAGCCUCCGUCGACGAUAAAUUUAAAGUAUCCAUCGUAGCGGCGAGCUCCUGCAGAUAUUUGUAUUGGCAGCGGACAGCCUUGGAAUAUCUACUUGUGAAGGAAACGUAUCUCGCGACUGUCCUGACCACGCUGGUAGCACGAGAUAUCGCAACGAAGCUGUACGCGAUGAAUAACAAGAUAGUUACGGACAAGGGAUCGCACUUGGACAUUCGUCUUCCCACCAUCAGCGCUGGUCUAGGGAUCAGCGUCAGCAGCGCGAGGUCCAAGGAACGCGCGGUGAACAACUUGACGAAGAAGGGUGCGCCGAGCAUGGAGCCCCUUCCGGAGCUGCCUUCCUGCGACGAUCUAGCGUCCAGCGGUGUGGAGAGCUGGCUGGACUCCUCCAGCAAGUACCACAGCUGCGAGAUCGUCGACGAGGAAUAGCAUUACGCCAACUACUCGAAUUACGAGACCGUGAUGGAUGACGCCGAAGACGGCGAACGCGACAUACAGGCCUUUGAUUACAAAAACGCGGAGUGCUGGACGUCAUACGAUGAUUAGCAAUAAAAGGGGGAACGCGCACACCAUUUAUACCUCCGUUGAGUGAAUUUGUACGUCUGCAUUUUCAUUUUCCAGAACGAAGUUAUAAACUUUUAACGGUAAAUUAUCUCGCAAUUACCCAUUCCCUUCAAUUUCGUUGCAGUUAUACAGUAAUAAAAACUCAAAGGCCCAUAUUCAGAGCACGCUUACGACCUUAGCGCGCUGACAAGUCGGGGACAUCAGAGCUUUUAUUAAUCCAGGACCAAUAAGAAUACGCACGCUAGCCGUGUAGAUGCUUGUAGACUAAUUAGUCGUAGUUUUAUUAGUCUUGGAUUAAUGAAAAUGUUAAUAUCUUGACGUAUCAACGCGCUAAAGCUACGACUCCAUAGAUGUCGACCAAGCAGAAGCUUGCCGCAAGCUUCCUGCGUUGAAAUUGAAAUCUUUUGAUUCAUUGCCGCACACAUUGCCCCGCACGCGUUGCCGCAGUUCAACGCGUUUAUGGAGUCUCAGCUUAACAUCGUCGUAAACGCGUUCUGAGUAUGGGCCAAAGGAUUACAUUUCUAUUAUAGUAUAACUAGUAGGUCCACUCUCACGGCUCCUUUGCGGUCCCGAUCACGUGGUAUUCCACCAUGCACUCGCGCAGAAUCCAGCUACCACACGUGCAACUUUUCUCUUAUUGGUCUGCCCUGGACAAUGUCGAAAGAAAGAAUCGACGCAAAACGUAACAAAUGACGGAGUGGACCUACGAGUUAUACUAUAGGCCUGUUUUCUGUUGCUACACUGGUAAACUAGUGCAAUAAAUCAGAGUAAGACAAGUAUAUUUUUCUCAUUCUAGCUUACUGCACUAGUUCACCAGUGCAGCGAUAGAAAAUAAGCCUUACGUUUCUACUGAUCGCAAUAUUGUACAUAUAUACUCCGUAGGUUUGUUGCCUAGCAACGAAAUUCGCAACGAAGGUACCUUUCAAAAAGUAUGUAGAUAUAUAAUGUAAAUUUAAUACCAUGUACAUACAUAUGUGUAAAUAGCAAAUUUGACGACGCUCUUGAUGAACGAAGGUUCUAGUUCGCGAAACAGAAAAACAGUGCUUACGAAAGUAUUCCAAAUAAUUUUGGGGAAAAGAAAACAAACGUUAAAUAAAUCCAACAUCUACACGAAAUACAUAUAAUGCGCCUAUAGUGUUUUUGUAAAUAUCAAAGUUGAUCGUAGCAGAAAUCUAGAUUUUCUUACCAAGACAAUUUUUACUACAGAUGUAAAAGAAAUACAUACUUAACCAAACUUUAAAACGUUUAUUUAUAAGAGAAUAAAUAAGAAUAUACGAUAUAUUGAAGAA